GAUUCCUGUGCAUGAUGCUAAUCGUGAAUCUUGUCCUGGUGCUCUUCGAACACAAACCAAACGCCAAACGGCCACUCCCUUUCCCUAGAGAAUUGUUGAUCAGACGGCGGCGCGCGCUGUAUUCAAGCAAGUACUCUCGCCGUACGACAUGUGUCUCCGGUGAUCUUUGCCGGGCCGCAUUUCCAGCUAUCAGCUAUCGACGACAAAAAUUCCCGAGGACCCGUUGAAUCCGCGAACCCGACGCCAAGUUGAGAACUUGAGACAGGCUUCAAGAUGCGCUUCAGCAAGUUGGGAAUCCUCGAGGACGAGGUCAUGGACCACGUCCCUGGCACCACUCGAUAUUUUGACGACCCUGAGAGGCCGCAAUAUGCUGCCGAUGGGACGACGGGCCUCAAGUGCGAUACCAGCGGGCCGGUGCCUAUCAUUCUCGUGCCCCAACCGUCUGACGACCCGAAUGAUCCCCUGAACUGGCCGCUAUGGAAGCGCGAUCUGAUCACAUUCAUCCUCUCCAUGACUGCCAUCUUCGCGACUGCCCUUGGUCCUAUUCUCGCCGCCAAUACGCUGACGCUAACUUUCGGUUACCUUGUCCCCUUCACCAAGAUCGCCGAACUGACUGGCUACUACCUGCUCGGCGUGGGUGUCGCCGCCUUCCUCUUUGUGCCUUCGGGCCGCAUCUGGGGCAAGCGCCAUCUGUUUGUUGCUGGCACCGUCAUCCUGAUUGCUACUAGCGCCUGGGGAGGCGCGUCCAACCGGAGGGGUGACUACACCAGCAUGGUAUGGGCGAGGGUCUUUCAGGGCGUUGCUACGGCUCCCUUUGAGUCACUGGUCAACGCCGCGGUGGGCGACUUGUACUUUGUGCAUCAACGCGGUAUACGUAUGGCCUUCACCAAUCUCGCAGUGUUUGGGGGCGCUUUUUUUACCCCUAUUCUCGUCGGCAAGAUCACACACUCCAUUGGAUGGCCCUGGACCUUCUACUUCAUUGCAAUCUUCUGCGGCGCAUGUCUGCCAGCCAUCUAUUUCUUCUGCCCGGAGACCGCCUACCGCCGGGACACGGCCCUCAAUCUUGACCUGUUGGACACCAAUAGCGACUCAAAUGCGAUUGGGCAAAAAGAGUCUACUGCUGCCUAUGAAUUACACGACAAUAAUGCUGCCAUCCAUGAACUACACGGCAACAAUGCCCAUGCCCACGAGUUAGACGGCAAUAACCCCCCUAUUCACGAGCUAGACGGCAACAACCCCAGUCACGGGCUAGACGCCAAUACUGACGCCCCUAGUCAUGGGCUAGACGCCAAUACUAACUCCCCUAGUCAUGGGCUAGACGCCAAUACUAACUCCCCUAGUCAUGGGCUAAACGGCAAUACUGACGCCCCUAGUCAUGGGCUAAACGGCAAUAACGCUCGAACGAAUGCUGUCAACGGAGAGGCCAACCAGUCUGGCGAAUCUAGCCGGGUAGUCGAAGCGAACGAAGCUGCCAAGCCGGUGAUGAGGCCAAAGGCGACAUUCCGGCAGUCGCUGGCAUUGUUCAACGGGAGGAAGACUGACGAGAGCUUCUGGAAGCUCCUGUUGCGUCCUCUUCCGCUCUUCCUGCAGCCCGCUUUCCUCUGGGCGUGUCUGAUCCAGGGCACAAUGAUCGGCUGGACCGUCUUCAUCGGUGUUAUUCUGGCUCAGUUUUUCCUGGCAACUCCGCUGUGGUGGAACGAGGUCCAAACAGGAUACGCGUACACGGGCGCCUUCAUCGGCGCGAUCCUGGGCUUCGUCAUUGCCGGUGUGUUGUCUGACUGGACCGCUCGCAAGAUGACUAAGUGGAACAACGGCGUAUACGAACCCGAGUUCCGCAUCGUGCUCGUCAUCCCCCAGAUGAUCCUGGGUUGCGCAGGCUUAUACGGCUGGGGUAUCACCGUCGACGGCCUCCUGCAUAGUCGCUAUCACUGGGCUGUCCCACUGACCUUCUUCGCCCUGGAAGUGGCUGGCAUGGUUAUCGGCGCCGUCGCCAGCUCUCUGUAUAUUGUAGAUGCCUACCGCGGUUUGGCCAUCGAGGCCUUCACCUGCAUGAUUGUUUUCAAGAACAUUUUCAGUUUUGCCCUGACUCUCAAGGCAUUUGAUUGGCUUGUUCGCUCAGGCUCCAAGGCUACUAUCCUGUUCAAUGCCUUGGGAUCUGUUCAGUUGGUUAUCUGCCUGCUCAGCAUACCCAUGUACAUUUUUGGCAAGCGAAUUCGCAGCUUUUUCUAUCGGAAUGACAUACUUGCAUUUUUCAAAGUCCGAUAGGGGUUGACAUUUUGGUCCAGCUGCUGCUCUCACAAGGAGCGGACUCGGUAACGAUUACUAUGUCUUUACAUAUUCUUAAUUCUUGUCAUAAUAUGGGUGGGAAAGUGGUCAGGAUAUAAUAUACCCAAUCAAGCGUACACAACACGGGCGUGCAGCCCUGCUAUUGCUGAGUAGAUUUCCAGAA
Messenger RNA from Canariomyces notabilis, 2449 nucleotides. RefSeq names its product MFS general substrate transporter. The record is from RefSeq and is a predicted model, not a curated record. Gene Ontology annotation, cellular component: plasma membrane. The transcript is spliced from 6 exons. Gene Ontology annotation, biological process: transmembrane transport. The coding region runs from base 274 to 2265 and encodes 663 amino acids. Lineage: Eukaryota; Fungi; Ascomycota; Sordariomycetes; Sordariales; Chaetomiaceae. Gene Ontology annotation, molecular function: transmembrane transporter activity.